UGAACUUGAGCGUGUCACUCAUGAGCGCGCAGAGUACAGGGAUCACAUUGACCGACUGGAGGCAAAGCUGGCUGAGUCUCGGGACCGACUGAAGGACUACGUACGAAAGGUGGAGCUCAUUGAGGAGCUGAAGAAUGAGCUGAUCAACAAGCAAAACUCCAUUGAUACGCUUAAAUCGAAGUUUGACCAGAUCAACAGCAUCAACCGAGACCUGGUAGGCGACAUUGACUCGAGCAAGCACAAGGAGGGCGAACUGCUGGAGUACACCGAACGACUGACUGCCAAGCUGGUCUCCCUCCAGUCAGAGCACAACAUUCUUACGGAAAAGCUAAAGUGCACCGAAGCACAGUGCCAGCAGCUGAAGGAGGACCACGCCAAAGUCAGCGGCUCCGAGGAGAGGAUAAAGUCUGAGUUUGAGGGUUAUCGAGCCGAUCAGGAGGCUCAAAUGGGCCGCCUGAAGCAGUCACUCGAGGAGAAGGUCACCGAAACGGAGGAGCUAAAGCGAAAGGUGGACGAACUGGAGAAUGACAUAAAGAUCAUCAAGCGCAAGCACAUUACCAGUCUGAAGGAGCUGAACAAGGAGAUUACGGUGCUGAAGCGGGCACGCGAUGAGGUGCCCAAGGUAAAGGUGGUCGCCAAUCAAAAUCAUACGGACGCCGGCUCGUCGACACUGUCCUCCCGAACAAACUCCUUCAACUCACUCUCCGGUGAGCUGAGUCCUAGCAACUGUGAUAGCAGCAGUCCGGCUGCAGGUGGGGGAGGACAUGAUCACCAGCAGCAGCACAAGCACCAGAAUGGUCGACUGGAGGCUGGUGCAGCUGGUCCGACCAGCCAUGCACUACCUUCAUCACCCUCUGCAGUGUCAUCCCAUCAUCAUGCUGUGAGCAAUACGACCUCCCUCUCCGACAGUACCACCUCGUCCUCGUCCUCUGCCGGCGAUCAGCUGAUCACCACUCUGGCGGACAUUGACAAAAACUCACUUAUUGAGCGAAUCCUCCGCCAGCAGCGAACGCUGAUCAAGCGCAAUGAGCGCAUCGAGUUUCUCGAGGAGCACAAUGAACAGCUGACGGAGGAGGUGAGGAAGAAGCGAAAGCUGCUGCAGUACUACAUUCUCAAGGAGGAGGCGGGGGCGUUGGCCACUGAGACCAUGGACAAGAAUAAGGCGUACCUUUCGAAGCGCGGUGGUGGCAUUAUGGCCUCGCUGUACAACUCCUCAUCCACCGAUGACACCAUGACGCUGGAGCGGUCGCUGGAGAUCAACAGCAAACUGCACGCCGUCCUCGAGGACACUCUUCUGAAGAACAUGACCUUGAAGGAAAACCUGAACACUCUUGCGGGUGAAAUUGAUCGUCUUUCAAAGAGCAAGAAGUGA
Messenger RNA from Rhagoletis zephyria (snowberry fruit fly), 1372 nucleotides. NCBI's taxonomy places the organism in Eukaryota, Metazoa, Arthropoda, Insecta, Diptera, Tephritidae. The record is from RefSeq and is a predicted model, not a curated record.